Messenger RNA from Eimeria maxima, 2421 nucleotides. RefSeq names its product nucleotidase, putative. The transcript has 8 exons. Lineage: Eukaryota; Apicomplexa; Conoidasida; Eucoccidiorida; Eimeriidae. Gene Ontology annotation, biological process: nucleotide catabolic process. The record is from RefSeq and is a predicted model, not a curated record. Gene Ontology annotation, molecular function: hydrolase activity. Bases 1 to 2421 code for a protein of 806 amino acids.
AUGGGACGAGACACGCCGGUUUUGGCAGUACAGGGACGCCGCAUUGGGAGGAGAGGCGACGACUCACCCCCGGAGCCCGAUGAGGAAAUUCGGCGGCUGGCGUCGAUGAUCACGCGACAAGCCUCACGUGGCUUUACGGGCGAGACUUGGUACGACUUUGACUUGCCGCUAAACAGGACUGACCCAAUUGUCAUCUUGCACUUUAACGAUGUCUACAACAUUGAUACCAGAGAAGACGGGUCUGGUGGCGUCGCUCGAUUUGUUACUGCAAUGCAACGCUUCAGUCAUUUGCACCCCUUGGUGUUCUUUUCUGGAGACGCUCUGAAUCCCUCAUUGAUGAGUACGUACAUGAAAGGGCGCCAGAUGAUUCCUUUUUUAAACCUUCUCAAGGUGCACACCGCUUGCCUGGGUAACCACGACUUUGAUUUCGGCAUUGACGAACUGGAAUAUACAAUUGGUUCGUGCAAUUUCCCUUGGCUGCUCACAAACGUGUUUGCAAGGUCCUCGUCUGAUGACCUACGCAAAUUGGACAGAUACAUGCACGGAAAAGAAGAUGAAAGCCAGCACAGUAGAAACUGCCCUGGAGAAGGGCUCCAAGAAAAACGUGGGACUAGCGAAGACGAGUCCCUCGCGGCUGAUAGCCAGACUGCUGAUCCGUUUGCUGGUGACUACACUGUUCUUCCUGGAGAGCCCAUCGCUAAUGCUUGGAAAUAUCGUCUUUUUGAGUGGCAGGGAGUCCGCAUUGGCGUCAUUGGCCUGGUUGAACGAGAAUGGCUAGAUACUUUGGCAUGCAUCAGCGCCGACGACGUGGUGUACGUAGACUACGUGUUGGCGGCAAACCGGAUGUGCCGGUUCUUGAGAGCAAAGGAGUGCGAGUUGAUCAUAGCUCUGACGCACAUGCGGGCACCAAAUGAUCAGCGCCUUGCCGAGAUGGCUCCAGAUAUUGACAUUAUCCUUGGCGGUCACGACCACGACUACUAUGGACUGCAAGUGAUAGAGCCCACAGCAGAUAACCCAGUGCUGUCUUCGCAACACACUGCUUGUUGUUCAGGUGGCACGCCUGUUGUCAAGUCUGGUACGGAUUUCCAUGACUUCACCGCUAUUGCGAUCUUCCCAGGAGACUCCUCCCCCCAGCCAAAUCUGCUUGCAACUGCACUGAUUGACGAUUCAGGGAAGCAUGUGGGGGCAGCUGCCAUCGCAGCUGCUGCUGUGGCAUCAGCUCCGAGAGUACUGGAUGGAACCGACCCACCUCCAGAAGCUACAGCCUCCGCGAUAGCUGCAGCUGUUGCUGUGGCCCAGGAGGCGUCAAGCAGUAAAGCUGAAGAACUGAGCCCAAGCGAAUUGGCGUCGCAGCUGCUACAUGCGAAGGGAAGAGUAAUCCCCGAUAACAAACCGGGGCAGGGCGGUACAGAAGAACGUCAUUUGUUGCUCAAGCCUGCCCUUCCAGCUCAGUCACAAAGCCACUUGAAGCCGUCAGACUGCCCAGGUGGCGUCGUUGUUGUUCCGAAGAUUCUGGGAAAGUCUUUAGUCCAGUGGGAACGUGUUCGAGUAACGCCCAGUAGCUUUGCAAAGAACAAGCACGUAGAGCUCCUUGUGAAGAAGUAUGAACGCCACAUAAAGCAGCAAAUGCGUAAAAAACUGGCAAAACUGGGCGCUGAGCUUGAGACGAGGUUCCGAAUUAUCCGCACUCAAGAGAGCAACUGCGGCAAUUGGCUGUGCGAGCUAAUGCGCAAGGAGUGCAAGAGUGAUAUUGCCUUUAUAAAUUCGGGGACGAUUCGGUCUGAUUGCGUCUUUAAGGUGGGAGACUUUCGUUACGGGGACCUGGCAGCUAUGCUGCCAAUGGCAGACGAAAUAGCUGUUGUCAGCUGUAAAGGCUCUGUGCUUCUAGCGGCCCUGGAAAAUGCAGUAUCGCAGAUUCCUAAGACGGAAGGUCGGUUUCUGCAAGUCGCUGGGAUUAGGUUUGAAUUUGACAGUAGCAAACCAGCUGGGAGUCGCGUGAUCAGGGAAACCGUUAAGGUGGCACCCAGGGGAAGUUCUCUCCAGUCUUCUGAUGGGCAAGCUGGUCUAGGACGUUUUGAGCCAUUGGACGAAAAUGCAGAGUAUACGGUGGCGACGAAGUCGUACGUAUUACAGGGUCGUGACGGGUUUACAAUGAUGACGAGCUGUCCAGUGGUUGUAGAGGGUGAGCGUUUGCCCCCUCUGCCGACGCUCGUGCGGAAUGCCUUGUCGUUAACUGCCAUGGCGAACGGUCUGAAGAGACCGCAUUCACGCGUCGUAUCUCGUCAGCUAUCGUGUUUUACGAGCCUUCAACAGGACCAGAUGCUUUCCGAGUUCGGAUGCAAGAAGGACAUGGACGACGAGGUGGUCCUCGCUCCAAAAUGUGACGGUAGAAUCGUAGAUAGGAACCAACAACCCAUGUAA